AUGCAUUAUUUCGUGCCGCGUGCUCUGCCAGCCUUUUUCUCAAGAUAUCUCGCCAGUGCGGCUCGCUUCGCAAAUACUAUGGAGUCCAGCGCCGUCCAGAAGUUCCGUCCUGUUGUGGUCUCAGGCCCAUCAGGCACCGGAAAGAGCACUCUCCUCAAGCGCCUGUUCGCAGAGUACCCUGAUACGUUCGGGUUCAGCGUUUCCCACACUACCAGAGCCCCUCGCGCCGGCGAAGAAAACGGACGCGAGUACAACUUCACGACAAAGGAAGCGUUUCUGGAUCUUGUCGCACAGAAUGGCUUCAUUGAGCAUGCUCAGUUCGGUGGCAACCACUACGGUACAUCUGUCGCUGCUAUCAAGACUGUUGCGGAAAAAGAACGAAUUUGCAUUCUGGACAUCGAGAUGGAGGGUGUCAAGCAGGUGAAGCUGCGUAAGGAUCUCAAUGCUCGAUUUCUUUUUCUGGCACCGCCAUCGCUAGAAGAAUUGGAGAAGCGUCUGCGGGGUAGAAACACCGAGACGGAGGAUAGCCUGCAAAAGAGACUUGCUCAGGCGAAGAACGAGUUGGAGUAUUCCAAGCAGCCGGGUGCUCACGAUAAGAUUGUCGUUAAUGAUGAUCUGGAGAAGGCCUAUGGGGAACUGAAGGAGUUCAUUGUGGAUGGUGGUCGGUUCGGCGCGGCGCAGUAA
Molecule: messenger RNA, 684 nt
Organism: Penicillium argentinense
Lineage: Eukaryota; Fungi; Ascomycota; Eurotiomycetes; Eurotiales; Aspergillaceae
Product: guanylate kinase
Exons: 4
Coding region: 1-684 (227 amino acids)
Biological process (GO): purine nucleotide metabolic process
Cellular component (GO): cytosol
Molecular function (GO): GMP kinase activity
Source: RefSeq, a predicted model, not a curated record